This is a messenger RNA of Sardina pilchardus (European sardine), 2454 nucleotides long. RefSeq names its product fibronectin leucine rich transmembrane protein 1a (gene flrt1a). The transcript has 2 exons. The coding region runs from base 1 to 2454 and encodes 817 amino acids. The record is from RefSeq and is a predicted model, not a curated record. Gene Ontology annotation, molecular function: protein binding. Lineage: Eukaryota; Metazoa; Chordata; Actinopteri; Clupeiformes; Clupeidae.
AUGCGGGUCCCCUGCUCGGUUCUCAUGAAUUCGUACACGGUCCCGCGCCUCGGUUCUCGCACGACGUCCGUAAUGCCCGGCCGUCUCGUGACGGUGUCCAGCCUGCCUUUCAGAUUUCACAUUCCAGCCGUCCCCAAGGCUGGGCGAAGCCGGAUCGGGCGCCAGGAGGGACUCGAGAUAAAUAAGCACUCGACGUCCGAGGCUCGCCGAGGCGGAGACGCUGCCGCUACCGCUGCACAGAGGCGACAAGAAAUUGGAGGCGAUAAUAGAGGAAUCAAGGGAGAGGAUUCGAAGGAGAGCGUCACAGGAGAGACAAGCGGCGACAUGGCCCUCGAAGGAUCGUCGCGCUCCUGCGAUCGGCUGCUCACGCUGCUGCUGUGUCUGACCUUGAUGGCCGAGGUGCUGGAGUGGAGCGCGGCCGCGGCGCAGGGCCUGGGAGACCUGGACGCAAGUGACCCGUACUGCCCGUCGGCGUGCCGCUGCGACGAGGACUUCAUCUACUGCAACGACCGCGGCCUGAGCGCCAUCCCGCCUCUGCCGCCGUCGGCCACCGUCCUCUACAUGCAGAACAACCACAUCGACAACGCCGGGCUGCCCACCUCGCUCGAGCACCUGACCACCGUGCGGGUCAUCUACCUGUACGACAACGAGCUGGACGACUUCCCCAUGCACCUGCCGGCGUCGCUGCGCGAGCUCCACCUGCAGGACAACAACAUCCGCGUGCUGCCCCGGGCCGCGCUCGCCCGUCUGCCCCUGCUCGAGAAGCUGCACCUGGACGACAACUCCGUCUCGACGGUCAGCAUCGAGGACCAGGCGUUCGUGGACAACCCGCGGCUGCGGCUGCUCUUCCUGUCGCGCAACCACCUGUCCAGCAUCCCGUCGGGGCUGCCCGCCUCGCUGGAGGAGCUGCGUCUGGACGACAACCGCAUCUCGACCAUCCCCACGCACGCCUUCCGCGGCCUCUCCUCGCUGCGCCGGCUCGUGCUGGACGGCAACCUCUUAGCCAACCAGCGCAUCGCCGACGACACCUUCGCGCGGCUCGCCAACCUGACCGAGCUGUCGCUCGUCCGCAACUCGCUGCAGCGCCCGCCGCUCAACCUGCCCACGGCUCACCUGCAGAGGCUCUCGCUGCAGGACAACGCCAUCACGCACAUGCCCCGCGGCUCGCUGGACGGCAUGCGGCGGCUGCAGCGGCUGGACGUGUCGGGCAACAACCUGACCACGCUGCCCCGGGGCCUGUUCCGCGACCUGGACAGCCUGGCGCAGCUGCUGGUGCGCGGCAACCCCUGGUACUGCACGUGCAGCCUGCGCUGGCUCCACGACUGGCUGCACGCCCGCGGCAACACCAUCACCGUCCGGGGCCUGACCUGCCAGGGGCCCGAGAGGGUGCGGGACCUGGCCCUGAGGGACCUCACCGGACAGAUGGAGGAGUGCGAGGCGACUGCCCCAGCCGCGGGGGCCACCGGGAGCCGAGACCGGGCAGCGGUCGGCGGCGGCGGUGGAGGUGGGGUAGCGUCCAGCUCGACCACUCUCUCUCCGCUCCAGGGCUCGCUGUUCACGCUGCGCUCGCGGCGGCCCAGCCUGGGCUUCCCGGACGCCGGGCUGGACUACAAGCUGAGCAGCAGCGCGGUGGGCAAGAACCUGGCGCUCAACGUCAAGGCGCUGUCGCCCGACAGCAUCCGCGUCACCUGGAGCGUGGCGCAGCACUCCUCCUCCUUCCGCCUCAGCUGGCUGCGGCAGGGCACCAGCGCCGCCAUGGGCUCCAUCACCGAGACGCUGGUCCAGUCGGACCGCCGCGAGUACCUGCUGACCGCCCUGCAGCCGCGCUCCAGCUACGUCAUCUGCAUCGUGCCGCUGGCCACCGUCGGAGCCGGGGCCGGGGCCGGGCCGGGCGUGGGGAAAGGCGCGAUGGCCGUCGAGGACGCCGACCCGGACAACGAGCCCGUGUGCGCCAAGACCGAGACGGCCGACCCCAGCCAGGACGCCGGGCAGGACGGUGGCAACAACGGCCAGGGCUCGGAGCACCUGAGCACCCUGCCACUCGCGGGCAUCAUCGGCGGUGCCACGGCCCUGGUGUCCCUGGCGCUCAUCCUGGCCAUCUUCUGCUGGUACAGCCACCGCGCCGGCUGCCUCUCCUCCCGAGACCACUACACGCGCAACAACUCCUCGCGCAAGAGCAAGACCUACGACGACUACAUCGAGUCCGGCACCAAGAAGGACACCACCAUCCUCGAGAUCCGCGGGCCCAACUUCCAGAUGACCCCCAUGGCCACCAGGCAGCCCCUGCAGCCCAAGCCCCUGCGCGAAGACUACAUCAUCCACACCAUCUUCCCUCCGAACGGCACGGGAGGACUCUACAAACCGCCCCACCAAAUGACUAACACCGCUGGCUACGGCACGAACCGUGGCUACAGAGAAGGCGGCAUCCCAGAUUUAGACUACUCCUACACGUGA